Molecule: messenger RNA, 1407 nt
Organism: Ilex paraguariensis (yerba mate)
Lineage: Eukaryota; Viridiplantae; Streptophyta; Magnoliopsida; Aquifoliales; Aquifoliaceae
Source: the annotation of a GenBank genome assembly
CAAAAACAGAGGAGACUAGACAGGCCUAAUAAGUCCAUGGGUCUCUCUUUGCUUAGGCGGUUCGGAGCGAAACAUCCACUAUAUAAUUGGCAGUUCAAUUCGGUGAAAGGCAAUUGUUGGACUACCGUUUACUAUCAUGUCAAGCACCACCAGCAACCACCAGGCACCACCGCAGUACCGCCCUUACAGACUCAAAAAAAUCAUCACAGCCCACCAACGCGCCGUGUCUUGCGUGAGAUUCUCAAACAACGGAGAGCUCUUCGCCUCCGCCUCCCUCGAUAAAACCCUAAUCGUCUUUUCCACUGAAACCCUCUCCCAAAUCUCCCAUCUAAUCGGGCACUACGAGGGCGUCUCCGACCUUUCAUGGUCCUCCGAUUCCCACUACAUCUGCUCCGCAUCCGACGACCGCACUCUUCGCAUCUGGGACGCACGCGCCGGUGAGUGCGUCAAAACCCUUCGCGGACACACCGACUUUGUGUUCUGCGUCAAUUUCAACCCACAGUCCAAUCUGAUCGUUUCGGGCUCGUUUGAUGAGACUGUUCGUGUUUGGGAUGUUAAAACGGGCCGGUCCGUGCAUGUCAUUCGGGCCCACUCUAUGCCGGUGACUUCUGUGCAUUUCAAUCGAGAUGGUUCGUUGAUUGUGUCCACUAGCCAUGAUGGGUCUUGCAAGAUUUGGGACACAGCUACCGGAGCGUGCUUGAAGACCCUCAUCGACGAUAAAGCUCUGGUGGUGUCGUUUGCCAAAUUCUCACCCAACGGGAAGUUCAUACUUGCAGCAACUCUGGAUGAUACCCUCAAACUGUGGAAUUACUCGGCUGGGAAGUUCAACAAGAUUUAUACGGGUCAUGUGAACAGAGUAUACUGCAUAAUGCCAACAUUUUCAGUGACGAAUGGGAAAUAUAUUGUCAGUGGAUCGGAGGAUAAAUGUAUAUACUUAUGGGAUCUACAGGGGAAAAAUAUGGUUCAGAGGCUUGAAGGACACACUGAUGUUGUCAUCUCUGUGACAUGCCACCCCACCCAGAACAUCAUUGUUUCUGCGGGGCUUGAUGGUGAUAAAACAGUGAGAGUCUGGGUUCAAGAUUGACAAGCAAUGAUGCAUUGGUUAGUGUCUUGUGUUUAAAUUCUCGUCUAGAUACCUCAGAUUUAUAGCAUACUCACCUUUGCCUCAUGACAUAUAUUGAGAUUCUGCUAAACAUGCAUAACCUAGAUUCAAAUUAUGAGCAAUACCUUAGAAACAAAGGAAUUUCCUUUUUGAUGAUCAUGCUAUUUGGACAUACCUGACAUUGUAUCCUGUUUUGCCUGUAUUUGUAUAAUUUGAAUGUGAUUUGUUUGUAUGUUGUCUCCUAUGUGGCAAAAUUAUUUUGCUUUCUUCAAAGUAAUUGUCUGAAGAGACGGCAUAGAUUUAGC